CAGACGGACGCGUCCUUUCGUUCCUCCCGAUUGCAGUUGUUUCAAAAAAGCGCGAAAACUGAAAAUUCCAAAAAAAGCGUCGCCUUCUCCUCCCUUGCCAAGCAAAGAGGUAAAACAAUUUUUUUCGAGUGUGCAGUGUGUAAAGCGAGAGUCGGGGAAAAUACAAAAAAAAAAUUGCAAAACGAGAAAACAGAAGACGGAAAUGAAGCCAGCUAGUUGUGGGCAUAUCGGAGAAAGUAGCGGAAAUUAAAAUUUGCAUAUAUGCAGAGGGCGGCGGUGGGCGGCCAGCGGCAAGCGGCAAGCGGUGAACGGUGAGCGAUGAAGAUGAAAAUUAAGAUGAAAGCGAGCCCGCAACUGACCGAAGCCAGACUCAAGUGCCAGAUCUAACUGCAGACUCGUGCGCAAUCCAACCCACCAGCGAACCAGCGAGAACUCAACAGAAGCAAAUACAAACAGAAGGCACCACUGCCUCCCAGGAGCCAUAGUCCAGAUCCAAUAGUCCAGAGCUGAAGCUGAAGCUGAAGCAGAAGCGAAAGCAGAAAGUAGUGAGAUGCCGUCGCCAGGACACACAUCAUUCUGCUGCUCCACGGCAGGAUUUAUCGCUUGCUCAGCAAUCGUUCUGCUCUGCAGUUCCGAGGUCCUGUCCAGUUGGGAAGAGUGGUGGACAUACGAUGGCAUAUCCGGACCGAGCUUCUGGGGCCUCAUCAAUCCGCAGUGGAAUAUGUGCAACAAGGGUCGCCGCCAAUCGCCCAUCGACGUGGUGCCCGACAAGCUGCUCUUCGAUCCCUACCUGCGACCCCUGCACAUCGACAAGCACAAGGUGUCCGGCACUCUGCACAACACGGGCCAGUCCCUGGUCUUCCGGGUGGACAAGGACACCAAGCAGCACGUGAACAUAUCCGGCGGACCUCUGGCCUACCGCUACCAGUUCGAGGAGAUCUACAUCCACUACGGCACGGAGAACGUCCGCGGAUCCGAGCACUUCAUCCAGGGCUACAGUUUCCCCGGCGAGAUUCAAAUCUACGGAUUUAACAAGGAGCUGUACCACAACAUGUCCGAGGCACAGCACAAAUCGCAGGGAAUCGUGGGCCUCUCGCUGAUGGUGCAAAUCGGCGAAACGCCCAAUCCGGAGCUGCGGAUCAUCACGAGCACCUUCAACAAGGUGUUGUAUCGAGGCUUCUCCACGCCCAUCCGGCACAUAUCCGUGAGGUCGCUGCUGCCGAACACGGAUCACUACAUCACCUACGAGGGCUCCACAACGCAUCCGGGCUGCUGGGAGAGCACCGUCUGGAUCAUAGUUAAUAAGCCCAUCUAUAUCACCAAACAGGAGUUGUACCAACUCCGACGACUGAUGCAAGGCUCCGAGAGUACACCAAAAGCUCCACUAGGUAAUAAUGCGCGACCCGUGCAAAGUUUACACCAUAGAACCGUAAGAACGAACAUAGAUUUUAAGCGCAACAAGAAUCAAUAUGCGUGCCCCUCGAUGUACAAGGAUAUGUACUAUCGGGCGAAUCGAUGGUCACCCGACACGGGACUUUUGAUACGUUGACAACUGGGCAGGAAGCGCUGCGAAAAGCAAUUACUAUUAUUGCUAUUAUUAUUAUUAUUAUUAUGUGUGGUAAAUAAUGUUACAGCAAUUACAACUAUAAUGACAACAACUGGUUACAAAAACAUGAACAACUGAGGCUGGCAACGAAGCAUUUUGAAUUUUUUAUGUCGCAUUCAAUUUUUAUAUUCAUGUUUACAACACGAACUCAGGAUUCGUUUGGCUUGCAAUUGCAACAUUCCUACGGCAGCAGCAGCGCAGCAAUUUGUAAUAUUUAUUUCAUUAUCAUUAAUAAUACAACAAGAGGACAAAUUUAGGUAACAAAUGCAUGCAAAAAGCGGAAAAAGAAUGCCUAUGGAGCGAGAACAACAAUAGAGUAAACUCCAUGCCAAACGCAAAUGCUAAAUUGAACAAACAAAAACUGUCACACAGACACUAGCAAAAAAUAUCAAAUAGUAGCUUAAAAUUUGCGUAAAAACGUUAUUGCAUAUUUUUUGUGGAGAAGCAUAAGAACUUAAUUCAAUGAAAUUUCAUUAUUUUUUAUCUCUGUUGUAUGCAAAUUACAAAAAGCACGAGUCCAUAGCAUUUUUCUGUAUGUCAGGCUUUAAUUUUGUAAAUUAAAGCGUGUUCUCGCUCUUGCUUUUUAAUCACCUAGUUUUCAAAAGAUAUUCUUGUCGUCAAGGAAAUCUGGUCGAUUAAAAUGCUUAGAUUUAAAUAUUUCCAAUUCAAUGCAUCCAAUAAAUUUAUAAUUAUUUGUGAUUCGCCUUCAAAACGAUUCAGCAAAAAAAGAAAAACAAUGUUAUAAGCAACAACAAAGUGAAAUAGGGAGUUUCCGUUAACUGGAUGGGUGGACAAUAACUAACAAACAAAACAAAACGAAACGAAACGAAACGAAACGAGAGAUAAAUGAAGAGAUGGAGCAGAAAUAUAUAAACAAAUGGCAACAGAAAUUAACAAAAACUAAAUAUUCAUAUAAAUAUACACAAAAGUAAAGGUAUCUAUAUAAAAAGCAUAUAUAUACACACAUAUAUAGACCACUCUGGCAGGUGGCGACUACAGAUUUCUCUGGAGUUUUGAUAUUUGGAAAUACUUUGAAGGAUAUUUAAAUUAUUUUGCCAAAAAAUGUUGGGCUUUUAAAUGUUUCCAAUUAGAAAUCGAACUAUCAGAAAACUCUCAGCAAAAAAACAAAACCUCUGAAGACUUUUGUGGCACCCCCUGUAUAUAUCUACACACUAUAUACAUAUGUGGAUGGGAAAGUGCAGUAACUAAAAUAGUGCAGACAGCAUGUCUAUGUUUAACUCCCACACCCCAAGAUACACCCGAAAAGACACACACAAACACACCCAAGACAUCCAUAAGCGUCUAUAUAAUUGGCUUCAGAUAUGAUGAUCUGGCAGAACAUCCCAUCCUCAGUUAGCGGCCAUCUAUAUAUCUAUAAACCUAGUCACCAGUGAUGGAGUAUACACCAGCUAAAGGAAUGGGCUACAAAACGUAAUCCAACUCUAGAAGGCAAGCAUUAGAAUUAACUAACUAACUAAUAAAUUGAUUAACUAGCCGUGUUGCUAACAAAAACCCAAGUAAAUCAAAUUCGAAUUAAAAUGAGUAAGCCCUAAAACAAAACAAAAAUUAUAUAUAUAUAUAUAUACAUACAUUAAACAACAUUUUUUUUUUUGAACGAAAACAGUGUUGUAAAGUGCUGUAAAGACAAGUAUUAUGGCUAAUGUAGAACCUAAGUUACUGAAUAGCAUUUAGCAGUUAGCAACACCUGAGUUUGUAUGAUAUACACGAAUAUAUAGUCUACCUAUACCUAAACAUAUAUCAGAUCCGUUCAAUUCCCACAUUCGCAGCUGUCGAGCGACACUUUGUGCAAUUAUUUCUUUGGGCCAAAAAGCAACCAACCAACUAAGGAACAUACUAACUAGCCGACCAGUUAGGCCCCCCGAUUAUGUGUAGAGCAUUAACUAUUUGUAUAAUAAAGCUAAGGGGAUCGACACGAAUUCCUCAACUCGGUAACACUUUGCUAUGACUGUAAGUUACUAUUGUGUUGCCAUACGAAAACAAAAACAAAAAAUUGAAAGGAGCAGAAACUCUAUAUAUAUAUAUAUAUAUAAAUUAUACAAAUUCUAUAUAUAUAUGUAACUAUAAUUGCAAGAAUUACUAAGCAUAAAACAGGUUAGCAGCAAUGAAAAGAGAGGGUAUUGUUCCCCGAGAAAAAUGAAAAUUGGAGAAUGCAAAACUAAUAAAUUGAAAGCGAAAGUAUUAUAUGAA
Molecule: messenger RNA, 3814 nt
Organism: Drosophila gunungcola (fruit fly)
Lineage: Eukaryota; Metazoa; Arthropoda; Insecta; Diptera; Drosophilidae
Gene: CARPA
Product: carbonic anhydrase-related protein 10
Exons: 8
Coding region: 551-1549 (332 amino acids)
Molecular function (GO): carbonate dehydratase activity; zinc ion binding
Source: RefSeq, a predicted model, not a curated record